Molecule: messenger RNA, 1666 nt
Organism: Telopea speciosissima
Lineage: Eukaryota; Viridiplantae; Streptophyta; Magnoliopsida; Proteales; Proteaceae
Product: ribosomal RNA small subunit methyltransferase H
Exons: 5
Coding region: 1-1398 (465 amino acids)
Biological process (GO): rRNA base methylation
Molecular function (GO): rRNA (cytosine-N4-)-methyltransferase activity
Source: RefSeq, a predicted model, not a curated record
AUGGCAGCCACGAGAAACCUCUUAUUAUUGCACUUGGGACGACCCAGCUGCAACUGCUCCUCCUCGUCGUCGUCGUCGUCGUCGUCAUCUUCAUUAUCGCUGUCAAGAGCAGUGUUCACAUUCCACUUCAAUUUCAAUCCUACCUUCCCAGGUCUCGCUCGAUGUAACACUGCUAAGUCUUUUAAUUCCGCUCGCAGCAUCGCCCAUGAGAAGAAUAAGAAGGAGAAGAAGUGCCGUAAGAAGAGAGACGACUCGAAUAAGAAUAAGAAGCGAAAUGAUUCGAGAUGGUCUGCCGCUGCGGAGUCGUUGGUGAAGAGGAGGACCCGUUCGGACAGGGUAUUCGUGUGGGAGCAUGUCCAGCGCUACGGCAACAGCUGCACUCACAUCCCCGUCAUGCUGGGAGAGGUCUUAGAGGUGUUUGCUCCCCGGCCCCAUCGACCACCCCUGCGCUCCUUUGUCGACUGUACUGUUGGAGCUGCAGGACACUCUUCUGCGAUAAUUCAGGCCAAUUCAGAAUUGCAGCUAUAUAUUGGAUUGGAUGUUGACCCCCUGGCACAUGAAAAGGCUCACUCUCAGAUCCAUGCUCUCUUGAAUGAGGAUUGCAGCUUAGCUUCAAACUUGAAUGUUUACACCUUUUUAAAAAAUUUCAAAGAUAUCAAAUCUGUUCUCUUUGACGUUGAUGAGAAUUUCUUGAUCCAUGGAGUUGAUGGUAUCUUAAUGGACUUGGGAAUGUCAUCUAUGCAGGUGAACAAUGCCGAAAGAGGGUUCAGUGUUCUCAGUGAUGGGCCUCUUGAUAUGCGGAUGAAUCCUCAGGUAAGUUUGAAAGCAGAAGACAUCUUGAAUUUUUGGCCAGAGGCUGAAGUUGGACGAAUUUUACUGGAGUAUGGGGAGGAAAGCAAUUGGCAGCGUCUUCAGACUAAAAUUGUUAAUGCGCGUUUAGAUGGAGGAUUGCAUUCCACUGGCGAACUAGUAGACCUAAUUCAGAAAACCUUCCCUGUAUCUGGAGGGAGGAACGGCUGGAUAAAGACAGCAACCAGGGUGUUCCAAGCUUUGAGGAUUGCAGUUAACAAUGAACUCCAAACAUUAGAGGAUGCCCUUUAUGCCUGUUUUGACUGCCUUUCCUCCGGGGGUAGACUUGUUGUAAUAUCUUUCCAUAGCUUGGAGGACAGGAUUGUGAAAGAAACAUUUCUUGACAUCAUUGACAAUAAGGGUGAAGGGAUAGAUGGAAAUACAAGGAAGGGAAAGGAUGACAAUGUUGGAGAAACAUGGAUUAAACAGAAAAUAGAAGGCAGGAAAGGCACCAUUCUUACAAAGAGACCAAUAACACCUUCUGAAGAGGAAGAAAGGUUGAAUCGUAGGUGUAGGAGUGCGAAGCUCAGAGUAGUUCAGAAGGUUUGAGGCCUGAAUAUUGCGUUUCAACCUCACUGGAAGGCACUUGAUAUGAUUCAUUUCCUCAGGUGGUUCUGUAGUUAUCAGUCUACCACUCCCGAGUUUGAGGCAUGAUGGACCUUGGAAUGGAUGUGUGUUUGGCUGGGUAAGCUCCAACGUUGUUAUUAUUGUAGUAUUGUGUUAUUACCAAGAUUAUUAUUUACUUUGUCUCCCUAUUUCGCAUAAUCUAACAUCCUCUUGAUUCCUAAAUUAUUAUGCACAUAUUUAUAUUUAAAAA